GCGGAAGUGGUGAGGGCGAGGCGUCCGCAGUGCAGAGGCGGCGGCGGCGCAGGCGUGUGUGGUAGCCGCUCACUCCUUUGCUGUCUCCAGCGCCGGCGGAACAUGCCGCGCUUCGCCCUGACCGUUAUCCGGCAUGGAGAGACAAGAUUUAACAAGGAGAAAAUACUGCAAGGACAAGGAGUAGACGAACCUCUUUCAGAAACGGGCUUCAAGCAAGCAGCAGCUGCAGGCGCGUUUCUUAAAAAUGUGAACUUCACUCAUGUUUUCUCCAGUGACCUCACGAGGACAAAGCAGACAAUGCAAGGGAUUUUAGAGAAGAACAAAUUUUGUAAGGAUAUGACAGUGAAGUAUGAUUCAAGACUUCGAGAAAGAAAAUACGGGGUUGCAGAAGGCCGAGCCCUGAGUGAGCUCAGGGCGAUGGCCAAAGCUGCCGGGGAGGAGUGCCCUGUGUUCACACCACCCGGAGGAGAGACGCUAGACCAGGUAAAAAUGCGUGGGAAAGAUUUUUUCGACUUUCUCUGCCAUCAGAUCCUGGAAGAAGCAAAUCAUAAAGAGCAGCUUUCCCAGACCAUGGCAGGCAACAGCUUGGAGACUUCUCUGGCAGAAAUAUUCCCUUUUGGAAGUAGUGGUGCCUCCGGGUUUAAUCCAGAUGGCAGCACCUCAGGACUGGUGGCCAGUGUCCUGGUUGUGAGUCAUGGCGCUUACAUGAGAAGUCUGAUCGGUUACUUCCUGACUGACCUGGAGUGUGCCUUACCAGAGACACUAAGCAAAUCGGAACUCUUGUCAGUCAGCCCCAACACAGGGAUGAGUGUCUUUAUCAUAAAUUUUGAGAAAGGAACAGAAGUUAAACCGGCAAUUCAGUGUGUGUGUAUGAACCUACAGGAUCAUCUGAAUGGAGUGACUGAAACUCACUAAAGUGAAACCCUCAUCAAGUCUUAAGAUUCUAAGCCCCCGGGGGAGGGAGUGCCUUUGGUUUUAUUUCCAUCCUCAGCUAGGGCUGAUUGCAAACAGUUUCAAAACUGUCUUUUACGGCAGGUUAUAAAAUUCAAACAGAGCCAUAGCCACAUAGAACACUAAUGGGAAAAGCGUUUCGGUGUGAUUUGUUUUGUCUGAAUACAGUUGCUGUUUUCCAGUG
Messenger RNA from Erinaceus europaeus (western European hedgehog), 1135 nucleotides. RefSeq names its product TP53 induced glycolysis regulatory phosphatase (gene TIGAR). Gene Ontology annotation, molecular function: fructose-2,6-bisphosphate 2-phosphatase activity. The transcript has 6 exons. The record is from RefSeq and is a predicted model, not a curated record. Gene Ontology annotation, cellular component: cytosol. Lineage: Eukaryota; Metazoa; Chordata; Mammalia; Eulipotyphla; Erinaceidae. Bases 103 to 915 code for a protein of 270 amino acids. Gene Ontology annotation, biological process: fructose 1,6-bisphosphate metabolic process; fructose 2,6-bisphosphate metabolic process; positive regulation of DNA repair.